Molecule: messenger RNA, 186 nt
Organism: Clonostachys rhizophaga
Lineage: Eukaryota; Fungi; Ascomycota; Sordariomycetes; Hypocreales; Bionectriaceae
Source: the annotation of a GenBank genome assembly
AUGUCGAAUGAAAAAGUUGAUUCUCCUCCACGAGUAGAAACACAUCAAGUUAGUUGCCUGAGAGUUGGUGAGAAUGGGAGGGGAUCUGAUAACGAUUUGAAACUCCCGUACCACACGGCAGGUGUUAUUGACAUUGAGCCUAUCAUAGCAAGAUACAAGUACAUGAGGCCAUAUCAGACAAAGUGA